GCCUGUGAUUCCCACCGGCUAAUUUGCCCUCAAACCUGAGAGGCUCGUUGCCACUAAUUUUACCUGGUUGCUUCAAUCACUCCGUGUCUCCUCGGUGACGUUAUCAGCAGUAUCCUCACUGGCCUGAGAGGCUCAGCAUCAGGGAGGAGGCAGCAGGUGGCAGCUGUAGUGGUGGUGGUUUUAUUUUUGCAAUCAGUGGUGGUUGGUGUUUAGAAGGAGAAAUUAGAGAAUGAGCUCAGGAAGCCAGAGCAGGAGUAGGAGCCCGCAGGAUCGCAAGAUCCGCACUGAUCGCUUGUCCUAUCGUAAUGCACCUUAUAGGAGAGAUUCCCGUCGGGGCUUCAGCCAAGGCAAUCUGUGCAAGAACUGCAAGCGACCAGGUCAUUAUGCUAGAGAAUGCCCUAAUGUGGCAGUUUGUCAUAAUUGUAGCCUUCCAGGGCACAUUGCAUCAGAAUGCACCACGAGAUCACUAUGUUGGAACUGUCAAGAACCAGGCCAUACAGCUAGCAAUUGUCCAAACGAGGGCAUCUGCCACACCUGUGGUAAGACUGGACACCUCGCUAGAGACUGCUCAGCUCCCCCAGUUCCCCCCGGGGACCUGAGGCUGUGCAAUAACUGCUACAAGCAAGGCCAUAUUGCUGCUGACUGCACAAAUGACAAGGCUUGCAACAACUGUAGGAAAACAGGUCACCUGGCACGCGAUUGUCGCAAUGAUCCUGUAUGCAACCUCUGCAAUGUUUCUGGGCAUGUGGCUAGACAGUGUCCCAAGGCUAACGUUCUGGGAGACAGGGGUGGUGGGCCUCGCAGCAGUGGGUUCCGAGACAUCGUAUGUAGGAACUGCCAGCAGCUGGGUCAUAUGAGCAGGGAUUGCGCGGCCCCCUUGAUGAUCUGUCGCAACUGUGGAGGUCGAGGUCACAUGGCAUUUGAGUGUCCUUCUGGGAGGUUUAUGGACCGCUUUCCCAGGAGGUACUGAUAUCGAUUUUAUGGCUGGUAGUUCAUAUAUGACUGAUUCUGCUCCUCCUUUGAGGAGAGAUUGCUCAUCCAGUUUUCAGAUUAGGUUUAGGUUGAAACAUGAUACAUAUUUGCCUUGUUGGAACUCUGAACUUUAUGUGGUUUGAAUGUUGUGGUUUUGACAUUGUGCCUUCCCAUCUGCUUAGAACUAUAAUACCUCCUUUUGUUUUAUAAAAGCACCUCCCUUUGGGUUUGGGGUCCAAACUCCACUUCGAUUGAAAAAAAACAUAUAGCAAUCCAAAGAUAUUAGGCUAAGGUUUGAGCCUUUGUGGAAA
Vitis riparia (riverbank grape) is the source of this 1283-nucleotide messenger RNA. Its product is annotated as zinc finger protein GIS2-like. NCBI's taxonomy places the organism in Eukaryota, Viridiplantae, Streptophyta, Magnoliopsida, Vitales, Vitaceae. Gene Ontology annotation, molecular function: nucleic acid binding; zinc ion binding. The transcript has 4 exons. Bases 230 to 970 code for a protein of 246 amino acids. The record is from RefSeq and is a predicted model, not a curated record.